AUGUCGGUGUUCUGCGCCGUCCCACAGGCGAAACCUGCUGCUCUUUGCUUCAAGCUCACGCAAGACUUCAAUAACGACCAGUUUCCCAAAAAAGUCAACCUGGGACUCGGUGUUUAUCGGACCGACGAAGGUCAGCCAUGGGUUUUGCCGGUGGUGAAAAAGGCGGAAAAGAUUAUUGCACGGGAUGACAGCCUGAAUCAUGACUACCUGCCCAUCCUGGGUCUGCCUGAAUUCAGAGCCUUGGCCUCAAAGCUUGCUCUGGGGGAUGACAGCCCUGCCAUCCAGGAGAGCAGGGUGGGAGCUGUCCAGUGUGUGGGGGGUACAGGUGCUUUGAGGAUAGGUGCAGAGUUCCUCAGGCAUUUCUACAACGGGAACAACACCACCAAGACGCCCAUCUAUGUGUCUGCACCCACCUGGGAAAAUCACAGUGGUGUAUUUACCAGUGCAGGGUUUGAAGAUGUCCGUCCAUACAAGUACUGGGGCGCAGAGAAGAAGGGUCUGGAUUUGACUGGUUUCCUUGGUGACCUGGAGAACUGUGCUGAGCACUCCAUCUUUGUCUUCCAUGCCUGUGGUCACAACCCCACUGGGACGGACCCGACACAGCACCAGUGGAAGCAGAUAGCUGAAGUUAUGAUGAGGAGGAAGCUGUUUGUGUUCUUUGACUUGACAUAUCAGGGAUUUGUCUCAAACACUUUGGAGGAAGACGCCUGGGCUGUUCGUUACUUUGUUUCUCUGGGCUUUGAGAUACUUUGUGCACAGUCGUUUUCCAAGAACUUUGGCCUCUACAAUGAGCGUGUGGGGAACCUGAUUAUUGUUGCUCGGGAUGCAGACAAUCUGAAGCGGGUUCUGUCCCAGAUGGAGAAGAUUGUGAGAACCACCUGGUCCAACCCACCGUCACAUGGAGCUCGAAUUGUUGCCAUGACACUGAAGACACCUGAGCUCUUUACUGAAUGGAAGGAGAACAUGAAAAUAAUGGCUGACAGGAAUUUGUUGAUGAGGUCCCAGCUGAAGGCUAAGCUCCAGGCUCUGGGGACACCAGGGUGUUGGGACUUCAUCACAGAGCAGACCGGCAUGUUCAGCUUCACAAGCCUCACCCCUAAUCAAGUGGAAUAUUUGGUGAAGCAGAAACACAUCUACCUAAUGGUCAACGGUCGCAUCAGCAUGUAUGGUCUGACCACCAAGAACAUUGACUACGUGGCUGAGUCCAUCCAUGAAGCUGUCACAAUGGUUCAAUAACAGGCUGCCCAACUGAUCCAGCACAUUACUUGGUUCAUAUAUUCACAC
Molecule: messenger RNA, 1284 nt
Organism: Thalassophryne amazonica
Lineage: Eukaryota; Metazoa; Chordata; Actinopteri; Batrachoidiformes; Batrachoididae
Gene: got1
Product: glutamic-oxaloacetic transaminase 1, soluble
Exons: 9
Coding region: 1-1236 (411 amino acids)
Biological process (GO): L-aspartate biosynthetic process
Cellular component (GO): cytosol
Molecular function (GO): L-aspartate:2-oxoglutarate transaminase activity; pyridoxal phosphate binding
Source: RefSeq, a predicted model, not a curated record